Messenger RNA from Eutrema salsugineum, 1836 nucleotides. RefSeq lists its product as uncharacterized. The transcript has 4 exons. The coding region runs from base 1 to 1836 and encodes 611 amino acids. The record is from RefSeq and is a predicted model, not a curated record. Lineage: Eukaryota; Viridiplantae; Streptophyta; Magnoliopsida; Brassicales; Brassicaceae.
AUGCCGAGGGGAUUACGGCAUAUGAUCGGCAUCUUAGUUCGAAGCUUCGAGUGCGGAGUUGAUAUCGAGCUGAAUCACCUGCUGAACUUGCUGGAAGUCAGGAAAGCUCCGAAGGGAAAUAGAUUCUAUAUUUCCAACAAGGCGAAGCGACGGAUCAUCGGCGGUUUUCCCUGCAAGGAUCAGUUUUGGACUGAACGCUUCUUUUACGUCUUGGUGAACGAGGCGUCGGUCGGCGAGAAUUACGUUCAAAGAACCAAGACCGCUUGGGGACCACUUGGUAGCCGACCCGAAGCUUUGCCUCGGCUCGGAACUAUUUUUGUUCGGUGCUUUCUUCCCCCGAUUCCUGACGACCUCUUUACUGUUCGAGACUCUCUUUCGGCGCGGAAGGUUAAUUGGAGAAAGAACUUCACCCUCGAAAGAGUAGAAAAAGCGCGAGCCAUCCUCGCCGGAGUCCCCGUCAGCUCUUCGUCCUCAAGUUCUUCAAGAGAUACCCGGGAGAAGAUGGUGAUAAUUGCUCUCAGAGAAAGGAAGAGGCGCAAGGAAGAGGAGGCCGCUAGACGAGCUGCCAAGGCGGCUCAUGCGCAAACCGAGGCGAUUCAAGCCAAGGCGGUUUCAGCGCAAGCCGAGGCCAUCCCUCAACCCGACCCGCCGAGGCGGGAAGGGGAUGUAAUGGACCGAGUCGCAGAAGGCAACACUGCCGAGGCGGCUGAAAAAGAUGCAGCGCCCGAGGUGGAACCGGGCGAAAUUAUCCCGAGGUGUCCGGAGAAGGCUCGGCGGCACGGAUCGACGAGGCCACCGACUUCUGUUGUUCAGAAGCAUGACUCUAGCCGAAAACGUUUGGCUACUGACAAAGGGAAGGGCAUCGCCGUUCAGAAAGACGAGCCGUCCAAGAAGAGGCGGAAGCCGACGCCCGGGGACCCUGCCACGCGCAAGUUGGUCGUGGACGACCCCGACGCCUCUGCCGUCAUGUUCUCGCGUGUAAAAAACGCGAGCACGCGCCUUCCUCCUCCGGAGGAGCUGAGAAGGCCGAGGUCGUAUGGCACGAUGGCACAGCGCGGUACCAAGUUUGUUGCGGCCAUUAACGACAUGAUGGCCGAAUACGAGGCGGACUUGUCUAAGGUCGAACGUCGCUUAGACGAGGCCCGAGGCGAGACCGCGGCGUCAAAGGCGAAGCUGGAAGAGGCCCAGAACGAGGCUGCGGCGGCGAAGGGGAAACUCGACGAGGCGAUGUCCAGAGUGUCGAGGCUGGAAGAGGAGAAAAUAGUUCUCCGCGCCAACGUUGACAAAGUUUCCGCCUCGGAAAUUCGCCUGGAGGAGGCAAGGACAGCCAAAAGCGCCGAGGUGGCGUUGCUGAAGAGGCGUAUCGAGGCCAAGGAUGCCUUGUUUGACGUCAAGGUCAAGCGGGCGAAAAAGGAGGCGAGGCGAGAGCUUACGGAAAAGUUUCAGGAACGCCUCGCCAAGGUGGAGGAGGGUUUGGCCAAGCUCGAGAAGGCCAAAAACGACGAGAACGAUCUGGGGCAAAUCAAGGGCAAUCUUGCGAUGAUUGCCGUCCUGAAGAGACCAGACGCCCCGACGCUCGAUGAUGAGGAGGCACAGCUAAAGAGAUGGGAGAGCGAAUAUGCUGACGACGACGCGUAUGAGCGCAUUGCCUCCGAGAUCCGAAGCGAUCUGGUUUUCUCGCCCGUAUCGCCGGAUUCGGUCGACACCAACCUAGGCAACGAGCCACUCGAAGAGACAGCGGCCAACUUAGGCGUCGUUGAUCCGAACGGAUCGAAUGCGGGCACGCCGGUCCUCUCGAACCUCCUUGCCGUGCGUGAAAAGCAGUCCGCGGCCUGA